This is a messenger RNA of Oryzias latipes (Japanese medaka), 1663 nucleotides long. Lineage: Eukaryota; Metazoa; Chordata; Actinopteri; Beloniformes; Adrianichthyidae. The record is from RefSeq and is a predicted model, not a curated record.
UGUCAGUGAUCAAACUUCAGUUGAAAUCAAAUCUUCAACGUAGCUCCAUGAAGAAAAUCCGCUGCUCAACAUGAGCAAAUUUGAGCAGAUCCUAAAGGAGAUCGGAGCGUUUGGUUUGUUUCAGAAGCGUCUGGUGGCUGCACUAUGCAUCCCCAGCAUAUUUGUAGCGUUUGAUAUCAUCUGCCAGGUGUUCACUGGCAUGAACUUUCCUCACCGCUGUAACACCGACUGGAUCUUGGAGCGUGGACCCAACCUGACAGAUGAGAGACAAAAAAAUCUUACAGUCCCUGUCAACAAUGAGGGGAAAUUUGAAAGGUGUACCAUGUUCACACCUGUGAACCUGUCUCUAGAAAUCAUUGAGAAGUAUGGACUUAACAGCACUACAAGCUGCACUCAUGGAACAGAUUUUGAGGCACCAGAAGGCAGCUCCAGUAUUGUGACAGAGUUUAAUCUAGUGUGUGAAAGGAGCAGCUUUAUUGAAGCUUCACAGUCCAUCUACAUGGCUGGUCUUCUAGUUGGGGCAUUUAUCCUGGGGCAGAUGGCUGACAGGUUUGGCCGGCGCUUUGUGGUGCUGCUUUCCCUCCUUUUGCUGCUGGUGUUUGGUGUAGGCUGUGGUUUUGCACCCAAUAUUUAUGUAUACAUCGUUCUCAAGUUUUUUUGUGGCGUUGCCAUUUCUGGGAUUGUGGUCAAUGCUUUUGUCAUAGGUGGAGAAUGGAGUGAUUCAUCAAAGUUUGCCCUCUGCACCAUCAUCUGCCAUUCUUUUACUCCUGUUGGACUGAUUAUGUUAUCGGGCCUUGCCUAUUUGAUUCACAACUGGAGAAUCAUGCAGAUUGUGCUCUUCAGCCCUCUGGUCCUAGUCCUAGGAGUCUUCUAUUGGGUUCUUCCAGAGUCAGCUCGCUGGCUCAUCACUCAAGGAAAGAAGGAGGAGGCCAUAAAAGCAGUGAGGAGAGCUGCCAAAGUGAACAAAAGGAAAGUACCUGAAGAUCUGUUAGACAAACUGGAGGAUGAAGUGACUGCCAAAAAAGGAGCCAUGCUGGACAUCUUCAGAAUAUCAUACCUGAGGAAACGAGCCGUCAUAAUGAGCACCGUCUGGUUUGCAACUAGCCUCAUGUACUAUGGACUGAGCCUCAACGUAGGAAACUUUGGCUUGGAUAUUUACCUCACACAAUUUAUUUUCGGUCUGGUGGAAUUUCCUGCACGCAUAGGCAUUUUGCCCCUUCUCCAGCGCUUUGGGAGAAAAAUCUGUCAAGGGGGUGUGCUGCUCUUUGGAGGUUUAGCUUGUCUUGGGAUUCUCCUUGUACCAAAAGAUCUUCCUGUCGUGGCAACAGUCAUUGCUGUCUUGGGGAAAUUUGCCGCCACGGCCAGUUUCGCCACUGUCUAUGUUUAUACUGCAGAGUUGUACCCCACCAUUUUAAGGCAGAAUGGCGUUGGUCUAAAUUCUGUGUGUGCUCGCGUGGCGGGAAUCCUCGCUCCACUCAUCCGGCUGCUGGAUGUCUACCAUUUUACAAUCCCCAUGCUGAUAUACGGCACCAUCCCUAUUGUUGCCGGGGGUCUUUGCGCAAUGUUACCUGAAACUUGCAAUGCUGAACUGCAGGACCUUGCUGAAGUUAGAAAACCUAAUGCUGAAACUGCAGAAAAAAGUGACAAAGAAAAUGAUGUUUAA